This is a messenger RNA of Danaus plexippus (monarch butterfly), 3306 nucleotides long. It is a transcript of the gene Adar, whose product is annotated as double-stranded RNA-specific editase Adar. Bases 849 to 2852 code for a protein of 667 amino acids. Gene Ontology annotation, molecular function: tRNA-specific adenosine deaminase activity; double-stranded RNA adenosine deaminase activity; double-stranded RNA binding. Gene Ontology annotation, biological process: adenosine to inosine editing; RNA processing. The record is from RefSeq and is a predicted model, not a curated record. The transcript has 19 exons. Lineage: Eukaryota; Metazoa; Arthropoda; Insecta; Lepidoptera; Nymphalidae. Gene Ontology annotation, cellular component: nucleolus; cytoplasm.
GACAUUCCUGAUCUGACAGUGUUAUAACUUGUAACUAGAACUCGUAGCUGAAGGAAGGCUUUAAAAAUUAAAAAAAAAUACCGACACAGGCCAUAUCGAUUUGUUUACAUUGUAUUGUAUAGAUAUACUUUAUUUUAAUAUUACCAAAAAGGUUUUUUUGUGUUAAACACAUGAUAACAAACGACGAGGAUCUAUCAGAUUUCAUGCCGGGAGCGUCAAGUGCUAAAAGACUUCACUCACAGGAUGGUAGGUUGUUGCUUACAUCGACAAGUCUUAACUUUUGGUCUACUUCGGUCUUCCUAAGUAGACCUUAUGUAUCUUCUUAGUUUUUUGCCGGUCUUUUUACAUUUAAGUGACUGUACAUAUAUGUAUGCUAUCAAUGAUUUUCUAUAUGAUUGUAUUAAACAGACUGCUUAAAAUUUUGUAAAGGAUAAUAUUUUAAAUAUCAUAUUUAGGUGGCUCCAUAUGAAUGUCUGUCUGUCUGUCUGUCUGUCCUGCUUUUGGUCAUAAACACUGAAUCUAUUUUGACGAAACUUUGAAAUACCUACCCCGCUUGUCUAUAUUCUAAUGACAGUGCUUAAAAUGUUUCUAAAAUAGCAUACCAUGCCAGUAAGUGCUUAUAUUUUUAUAUUAAAUUAAAGAAGACAAAAUGAAAUGUACUAUAAUAUGUAUAUAUGAUAAUUUCACAGAUUUAAAUUAUUUUUUAGUCUGUGAAAAUUUAACUUUAUAAAAACACCAAGAAUCCACAGCAGAAAACUGAUUAACAAAACGAGGGUAGACCUUAAAUAACACACGUAGUUCUAUAACUGACUGUCAUUUCGUGAGUAUUGAUUUAUAACUUUGUAUAAAUGUUUGAAAUUAUAGAAAAUCAGUCCAAUUCCUCCGCGGACGAACCUCCGUCGAAGAAAUCAGCGCCGUCUAUACGACUUCAUGCCGGCUUCAAGUGGAACCUGCAGGCGCUGGCUAAGGCCGCGGAUGCUGUGGAGUGCGGAGAUAAAUCUCCAGUGUCCGCCCUCAAUGAGCUCGGCGUCCGAGUGUCCUACACCGUCCUGCGACACUCGGGACCAGCUCAUUGUCCAAGCUUCACUGUAGCCGUCACCGUGGCGGACAUGACCUUUGAGGGCUGGGGUCACAGUAAACGCGAGGCGCGCGCCUCCGCCGCCCGUGCGUGCUUGGGGGCGUUGUUAGCACGUGCGGGGCGGGUGCUCGGCGCCCCGGGACCGCAGCCCGACUUCACCAGCGACGAACCACCGAAAUUUCCUGUCUCGGAGUUCCAGUGCUUGGAAACCAAGAUACAGCAGCAGGAGGCCAACAACAAACCAUCACCUCCGCCCGGUCUUUUCGGCGCGUCCGUCGUUCCUGUCCACAAGAGCCCAAUAAACACGCUGUACGAGAACUAUCCCGGCCUGACGUUCACUUGCACCUAUGGCGAUGGCACGCCAUUAAAUGCACCACAAGCUCCUAUGCAGCUCAGCCAUAGCAUGAGGUUCAAGGUCGUCUGUCAAAUAAAGGACAAGAGGUUCGAAGGUUACGGCUCCAGUAAAAAGCUUGCCAAACUGGCCGCGGCUCGUGUGGCGCUGGGCGAGCUGACUCACGUCAUCAAAGACACCAACGAACAGUCGCGAGCGCUCGCACUGCCACAGCUUUUGGCUGAUCACGUCGCUAAAUUGGUGAACGAGAAGUUCAACGAGCUGAUGAAGGGAGACGCGACCCACUCCAGGCGGAAGGUGCUGGCUGGUAUUGUGAUUACUGUCGACAAUAAGAUAGAGGGGGCCAAGGUGAUAGCUGUCACUACUGGGACCAAAUGUGUCUCCGGGGAACACAUGUCUGUGAGGGGACGGGCUGUUAAUGACUGUCAUGCUGAGGUCGCAGCCAGACGGUGCUUCCAAAGACAUUUAUACGCCCAGCUCCUCAUGUACGCGAACUCAGAGGACCCGUCGGCUCUCAUCCCGGAGUCAGACCUGGAACCGGUGCCAGGUGGUGGCUACCAGCUGCGACCGGACAGGCAGGUCCACUUGUACGUGUCCACCGCCCCCUGCGGCGAUGGCAGGAUCUUCAGCCCUCACGAACACCAUGACACUGAACCCGACAGGCAUCCUAAUAGGUUGGCGCGCGGCCAGCUGAGGACGAAGAUAGAGUCUGGCGAGGGGACCAUACCCGUGAAGAACAGCACCAACAUCGUGCAGACCUGGGACGGGGUGCUGCAGGGCGAGCGUCUCUUGACUAUGUCCUGUUCAGACAAGGUCGCUCGCUGGUGUGUGGUUGGUCUCCAGGGGGCGCUGCUGUCUAGGCUCAUGAGACCGGUCUACCUGAACUCACUGGUGCUGGCUUCCCUACUUCACACUCACCAUCUGUACCGUGCAAUCUGCGGUCGUAUAGAGGCCUACAUAUCAUCGCUGCCUCCGCCGUAUCAGCUCCAACGUCCGUUGCUUGCUCGUGCUGCGAGUACAGAGGCCCGGACGCCAGCCCGCGCUCCAUCAUUCAGCGUCUGCUGGGCAUCAACCUCCCCCGAGCCAGAAGUUAUAAACGCUACAACAGGGAAACUCGAAUCUGGCACACCAUCACUGCUUUGUAAACAGACCAUGUUCGCGAGGUGGCAGCAUUUAGUGCGUCGUUUACCUCUGUUACCUCAGGACGAGACCGGACCCGAGUUACCCCCGCUACCAGAAAACUUGGACAGCUUGCUUUACAACGAGGCCAAGCAGCUAUGUACGACCUAUCAGCUGGCGAAGUCUGAGCUGACGGGCGCGUUCAGUCGCGCACAACUCGGUCGUUGGAUAAAGAAGCCGUUGGAGCAAGAUCAGUUUGUCUGCGAGCUACUGGCCGCUGAGCCCGACGUGUUGUUUCGCUAGAAGGGGGCGCCUGGAGGGUAGCACUCUGCAGGUUAAGGGAUGGGCAGAAAUAGCGAUAGGUUCAGUAGCAAAUAUCGUACAGUUUUCAGGAUAACCUUGCAAACUGAAUACUCUUUAAUGGACUAACUAUAUUGGAGAAAAACUGCCAAUAGAUUUUGGAGUGUCCUGAUGUCAUUGCGUGUUAAGGUUGUUUGGGCUUAAAUGUUCCCAAAUCGUCUAUAAAUUAAAUUCUUUUUACACAAAUCAACCUCCUAGUUUUAUCAUUGGACAUAAAUAACACAGAAAUAUGUCCAAAGAUCAGCGAAAAAAAAAUAUAUCGUGAGUUAGAAACGACAUCCCAAAGGAGACUGAAGGGAAACCUGCCCAGUGUUACCAGCGGGCGCCAUCAAUUUAGCCAACACGUCAGGUUCAGUGAACUCUUCGAAUGUUUCAAGAGAAAAAAAAAAUAACAAAA